Molecule: messenger RNA, 3013 nt
Organism: Leptopilina heterotoma
Lineage: Eukaryota; Metazoa; Arthropoda; Insecta; Hymenoptera; Figitidae
Product: prothymosin alpha-A
Exons: 3
Coding region: 94-441 (115 amino acids)
Source: RefSeq, a predicted model, not a curated record
UGACGACGCCGCCGCCGCGCGAGGACAUCAGAGACCAGAGUUUAUCUUUUCCCUUCGUGCAAGCAACACACGAGAAACUUAAAACCAACAAAAAUGAGUACCAAGGAAAACAACGAGGUCGUCGUCGAGAAGGUGAAUACGGACGCGAAGGUGAAUGCAGAUGCAAAGUGUGAAAUCAAAGGCAUCAAAAGGUCGGCUGAGGAGAAGAAUGAAGAGCCUAAAAAACAAAAGAAGGAGGAAAAUGGCGACGGUGAAGUAGAAGAUGAGGAAGGUGACGAGGAAGUCGAUGGAGAGGAGGAAGAAGUUGACGGUGAAGGUGAAGACGAUGAGGAGGACGAAGAGGUCGAAGGUGAAGAGGAUGUCGACGAAGGAGAUGAAGACGAAGAGGACGACGCGGAGGCAGAUGGAGAAGGUAUAGACGAAGACGAAGAUGACGCAUAAUGAAAGAAGGGGGUGAUCAACAUGUAAGUAAGAAGGGAGGAAGGCAGAAUUGAUCGUCAACAGAAUUUUCAGCAAACACUUGCUCUCAUAUUGAGUGGUUUAGUAGUCAAAUGUUGACGAUUAUUCAAAGCCCAUUUUGAAGACUUGUCAUCUCCUCCCAAAAUCGGCAACUUAAAAGUUGUUUACACACAAACACACGUCGUCAUCUUGCCAGAAUUGCAUUGAACCGACGUCUCUUUUGUUUGUGCAAAAUUACAAACUUCAAAUCCUUGGUUUCUUGCAAUUCUGGCCUAAAAUUACCUAGCCUUCACCAAAUACUAUUAGGUUGUUUUAUGGAAAAACUAUAAAUUCGUUUUGAAAAAAGAAAGAUGGAAAGGAAACAAGUCAAAGUGAAACAAAAAAAGGAAAGAGAGAGAGAGAAAGCGGCGAAUCUAUUGUUCUGUCCAAACUACCUAUUAAAUUGGUAUUUGCCGUCAUCUGGCUUUCUUCGCGGGACAGUUUUAUAUUGAAAAACUUAUUUAAGAUGAAAAAGCUCUAUUGUAUUUAAAUAGUGUAAAAUGAACAUUCGUGGGUGAUGAUGAUUUUUUUUUUACAUUUAAAAUCAAAUUUACGUUUGUAGUUCGGUGAAUGUCUCUCACCUAAGCGUGUGACUGAGUUUUCUUUUUUCCGACCAAAAUGUGUAAUGUGUCACAAACAAAUUCGGAAGCGAUCUUUAUCGAAAAUUUAACUUAAAAUGAAAAAAAAAAAUAUAUAUUUACCUUAAUUUUCGCAAUCCAAAAGCGAUAACAAAAAGGUAUGAAAAUUGAAAAUCGCGCCAAAUUUGUAUGAAUGUUGUGUGACUUUAAACAUUGCAUAAUUAUACAUAGCAUGUAUAAAGUUAUGAACUAAGGAACAUUUUAUUAUUAACGAUACUAUGUAACGUAAUAUAAUGUGGAAACGGUUGUUAACUCUACUACAGUUGGGCAUAAAAAAUACUUUAGGGAGAGAAAAUGCAUUCUUAAGUUCUGCCAGAAAGUAUUUUUUUUUCUGCAUUUUCCUUAGUUCUACAAAAAAAAAUUGUACAUUUUUCUAAUCGUCGAAAUUCAGGCGAAGAUCAAAUUUUAGUGUAAAAUCUCCCUAUUAUACACUUAAUCGACAAAUGAUUUCUUUUUUUGAGACUUUCUCCUCGACUUCUCGGUGAAGAUACUUUUUUUUAAAAUUUUUUCAUCACAAAAUAAAAUUGUAACAGUUGAACUUGUUUUUUUUUUAAAUACUAGAAAAAAUGCACUAGUUACCGGAAAAUGUACUUUGCGUACUGAGAAGUUGUGGGAGACUUGUGGGCAAAACAAAAAAAAAAUAAAUAAAUAACAAAUGGGUGAUGAGACAUUGCGGUUACGAUACCAUUGUACCAUAGCUGCGUUAUAAUGAAUUAAAAAUAACGAUUUUUUCGAGAAUGAACGAGACGAUGUCCCACGUUUUAAUGUACAAAUAUUUUCGAAGGAGAUAGUUAAAUAAAAAAAAAAAAAAAAAAAUUAAAAAAAAGAAUAAAAACUCAGAUGGAUCGGAGAUAAUGAUUCAUUUCUCGUGAACAAAUGAUGGGUUUUUUCAAAUGUUCUAUUUAUAGAAUUUUUUUUAAUUCUUUUUUUAAUAAAAAUUCAUAACACAAACUAUUUUGCAUUAUGCAAAAAGAAUACACAGUAAAAUAUAUCUAAUUUGUAAAUCAGAAAUGGAUAAUUCUUGACUGAAAAACUGCUUUUCAAACUUUAAGAAAAUUAAAUUUUUCCUAAAGUUCACAAUUAACUGGAAAGAAGCAAAAUUAAUCGCGCAUGCAUAAUACAUUGCUAUUAAUAACCAUGUAUUUUGUAUGCGCGAUAAAUCUUUUUUAAUUUAUAUAUAUAUACAUAUAUUUUUAUUGUCUGACAAUAAAUUGAUGUUCAAUUUAUUUACAUACUUUUGAAAUUAAGCCAAGAUUUUAGCGGAUUUUGUUUUUAAUAAUAUACAUGUAAUUUUCAAAGUUUAAAGAAAAUUGAGUUUGAAAAGCUGUUUUUGAAAAAAAAAUUUGAAUUUGAAAUUUUCUUGAUAGCUACAUUUUGUGCGCGUCAACUUAAAGAUAGUUAUGACAAAUAUUAACGAGAAAAUUACUAUCUUAAAGUAUACUUUAGACAUAAUAUAUAUAAUAUGCGUUUCUUUUUAUUAUUAAUAUUAUAUUACAAUGACAGAGAGAGAGAAGACCCCAUUUGUAUGACUCUUCGUUUUUGAUUAUUUCUUUUAUAUUGGAAAUGGACAUCAAAAGUGAGGCAUAUUCAACCAGAUACUCGUUUAUUUUAUUGUCAAAAGUUGAGAGAAAAAAAAAAUUAGAAAAACUACAUUAUUUAUUGUACGACUUAUCGUUGAACGUCAAAAAGAAAAGAAUUCUUAGAAUAAGAGUUUAAUUUGUGUAUUUAAUGAGGUCUUAUUGAAACAUUAUUUGUAAUAUAUAAUUAUUGUACCCUUUUUCGACGAGAAAACAAUGUAAUCGAUCCAUUCAUUCUGCCCAUUCCAUCGAAUCUGAAUCUUUCAUUGUAUUUUUAAGUAAAUACAUUUUGAAAAACAA